AGAGGGAAAUCCACCUGCCGGAGAGCGGACACACCUCGGGAUGGAUGCCCUGAAAUCUGCCGGCAGAGCCAUCAUUAAGAGCCCCGGUGUCCCGCGACACACCUGGGGAACUUCAAAGCAUGAAAAGCUGCCAGAAAACUGGACGGACACAAAGGAGACCCUGCUGGAAGGGAUGGUGUUCAAUGUUAAGUAUCUUGGUAUGACUCUGGUGGGCCAACCUAAAGGAGAGGACAUGGCCUCAGCUGCAAUUCGAAGAAUUGUUGCAAUGGCCAGAGCCAGUGCUAAGAAGUUCCGAAAAGUAACCCUGACCGUGUCUCCAAAGGGCAUUAUCAUCACAGACACAGAGACUGCAGAUCUAAUCGAGGAUGUCUCUAUAUACAGAAUCUCAUACUGCACCGCAGAUAAAACUCAGGACAAGGUCUUCGCUUAUGUGUCCCAAAGCCAGUUCAAUGAGACUCUUGAGUGUCAUGCAUUCCUCUGCCAAAAAAGAAAAAUUGCUCAGGCUGUGACCUUAACAGUAGCUCAGGCUUUUAAAGUAGCACUAGAUCUUUGGGAAAUUGCUCAGGAAGACAAAAACAAGAAAGCGAGAACCUGCUGUUCCUGUGCCGCCAAUGACGAACAGAGGGAGACGACAACAAUGCAGUGUGUUCCAGCAGCCUCCCCUCCACACCUGCCGUCCCCCUCACAUCCGGUAGUUCAUAAGCCCACCGGGAUGGGGGAAAAGCCCCGGAGGCCCUUCUUCUCUGCUUCUCUCAGCUCGCCAUCGCCUCGCAGUAACCCUACCCGGAGACGGCCGAUUAAACACGACUCUUGGGAUGUGGAGGAUGGAUUUGAUGAUGUCUUCUCAAGCAAUAUGGAGGUAGAUGAAGCAGACACUGACUGGCCCAGCCCCACUCCAAACCCAUCUAUGACAAUGCAGCUCUGAGUGCCGUCAAGGUCUCCAACAAGAACCUCUGUCUGGGCAACAAUUAUUUUCAAUAACACCAGCUGGCAAUAGCUGCCCAUCAUACAGCAUCAUUGAAAUGAAACAGAAAAAACACAAUGUUGCCCAAGAAAGAGAAAAAACAGACAAAUUCUACAGAAACCCAGUUGGAAAUGCUGUGUUGUUAUUCUGCAAAGAAGCCAAAUAUAUAAACUGAUAUUGUAAAGAAUCUCCAACAUGCAGGCUGCUUAGUGUGAAGAGUAAACAGACAUCACUAGCUACAUUGAGAUUCUUACAAGCUACCUGCUAAUAUGGGUCACUCUGCGAACAGUACAGAACUGCAUGGCAAGCAAAAACUAAAUAUUUACACCAUGAAAUUCCCUCAGAUGAUUAGAGUGUGAUCACAAUAAAAGUUUGUAAAAGGUCCAUUUUUCACAGUGCAAAAUAUCGUCUCUUUUGGCUGCCAAGCUCUCUGAAGGACUCCAUUGUUUGAAACACUAGAUACUGGCCUAAUACAGCAUAAAUGACACAGCACAAGUGACAUCUAGAUCAUGUUUGCUUCUUGCAUUGCCAGAAUCCUGUACAAUUAUUUUAUUGACAAUUUUAACAAAGAGCAAUAAGGAUUAAUGGAAAAUGUUAAAUACUUAUAUAUGGCUACGUUCUAGGUAUACCUGUUCAAUAGCUUGUUCCAAGUCUUCCAAGUCAGCCUGGAAUAUGGGAGCAACUCAACCAUUUAGGCAACUAGGUGUGGUGAAGAUGACACAGGAUUUUCUCUCAGAUUUACAGACAGUGGUCAGAAGACAAAAAAAUGUUCGGUUAUGUGGACUAAAAUGCCUUGUUGGUUUCAGAGGUCAGAGGAGAAUGAACAGACUGGUUUCAAAUAAUAGGAAGGGAACAGUAGCUCAAAUAACCACUUGUUAUAACAGAAAACCUUGCUAGGUACUACUUCGGCCACCUAAGAACAGGGAACUGUAGCUACAGUACAGGCUCACUGAUAGGGGAUUAAAAAAAAUUGGAAAAAUGUUGCCUGGCCUGGCGAGUCGAUUUCAGCUACAACAUUCAGAUGGUAGAGUCAGAAUUUGGUGUAAGCAACAUGAAGCAUUGUUCCGUCCUGCCUUGUAUUAGGCUUGUGGUGGUGGUAUAUUGAUAAGGGGCAUUUUUCCUCACCACACGUUUGACCCUUUAGGACCAACUGAGUUUUGUUUAAAUGUUACAACAAAGUAUUCUUCCUGUCCAUUACCAUGCCUUUAUGACCACAAUUUACCCAUAUUUUAAUGCAUACUUUAAGUAGGAAAAUGCACCAAAAAAAUCAAGAAUGACCAUGAGUUCAGUGUACUCUAAAUACAUCCAUAUUCUCAAUCCAAUAGGGCCCCUUUGGGAAGUUGGGGAAAAGGAGAUUGGUAACAUGGAAAUGUAAGCUGACAAAUGUUCUGCAACUGUGUGAUGCCAUCAUGUCACAAUGGAUCAAAAUAUGUAAUUAAUGUUUCCGAAACCUUGUUGAUGCUAUGCCAAACAUUUACCAAGGGGUCUGAUCCAGUAUUAUGAAGGGGUACCCAAUUAGGUGGCUAGUGAGUGUAUAUCUUCAGCAUUUUGGAUCUGGAUUUCUUAUCAAUUACUGUUUAUUAUUACGGUCUUUGAAAAUACAUUAGAUUGUUUAUUUGUUUAUUAAAUGUAACUGUUUCUGCAGAGUAAUAAUGUAUGGGAAGAAACUUGUGCCUUCAGAAACUGAAUUUGAAUUGCUCAGACUGAAUCUGUAUUUGUGUAAUUUGAAAUUAAAUGCAUUGGUUUGA
Molecule: messenger RNA, 2712 nt
Organism: Girardinichthys multiradiatus
Lineage: Eukaryota; Metazoa; Chordata; Actinopteri; Cyprinodontiformes; Goodeidae
Product: low density lipoprotein receptor adapter protein 1
Exons: 10
Coding region: 41-925 (294 amino acids)
Source: RefSeq, a predicted model, not a curated record